Molecule: messenger RNA, 1585 nt
Organism: Daldinia caldariorum
Lineage: Eukaryota; Fungi; Ascomycota; Sordariomycetes; Xylariales; Hypoxylaceae
Product: glycosyltransferase family 31 protein
Exons: 3
Coding region: 1-1242 (413 amino acids)
Cellular component (GO): membrane
Molecular function (GO): glycosyltransferase activity
Source: RefSeq, a predicted model, not a curated record
AUGCUGUCUCCUACAAUAUCCUACGGUUCAUCGUGCAAUCAUUUUCCGAAUACAUCUGAUAUCCUUGUUGUCGUCAAGACCGGUGCUACAGAGUCAUACUCAAAGAUCCCUACGCAACUCAUUACCGUCCUGAGAUGUCUCCCGGACUUUCUGAUUUUCUCCGAUAUGGAGCAGGACAUUGCCGGCCACCACGUCCGCGACAGCUUAGACUCUGUAAUUGAUGAGGCAAAGGAGAGGAAUUCUGACUUUGAUCUCUACCGCAGGCAGAAAGCUUGUGUUAUCGAUCAGCAUAGCUGUAACUUCAAGGGCAAACAAAACCUCAAGUUUGAGGGUUGGAGACUAGAUAAGUACAAGAAUGUUCAUAUCGCAGAGAAGACAUAUCACUUACGCCCAAAUUAUGACUGGUAUCUCUUCAUCGAUGCUGACACUUAUGUGCUCUGGAAUAACCUCGCCCAAUGGCUACGAAUUCUAGGGGAUCCUUCCAAGCAGCAUUAUGUCGGUAGCGUAGCGCUUCUGAAUGACUUCGCCUUCGCGCACGGUGGUAGCGGAUACGUCCUAUCACAGGCAACCAUGAGAGACCUUGCCGUAAAUCACCCUGGUAUCGCUAAUCAGUACGAUAUGAAGGCGACCAAAUCAUGCUGUGGCGACUAUGUGUUAGGCGUCGCCUUGAAUGAGACACUCGGUAUUGGAGUCAAGCAAGCUUGGCCGACUAUCAACGGUGAGAAACCGUAUACUAUUCCUUACGGACCCCGUGAAUGGUGCCACCCCAUUGAUUUCGAGAAGCGUUUCUACCAGUCCCGAGGCGUGCCGCGUCCCGUCAUGCGGUUCAAGGAUAUCUUUGAGGAGUUUGUGGCGCCGAAGUUCAUGGCCAGGCGCGACGACUGGGAUAACCUAAGCGAGGACGUGCUAUACCUGGACCCAAACCGCAGCGGACGCUAUCCGAAGUGGCAGCAGGAUAGCGCCAAGAAGCCGCAUAAGCAGAUACGUGCCUCAGCUGUUGAGCAAGACGCGUACAAGUCGUUCGAGCACUGCCGCAAGCUUUGCCACAGCAUCCACGACUGCUUCCAGUUCUCGUACCGUGCUGGAGCCUGCACGUACAAUAAGUCGUUUCGCCUUGGUAAACCAGCCCCGAAGACGAGCACGGAGGAAGACAGGUGGGUCAGCGGCUGGAAUAUCGAACGCAUUCGCCCUUGGGUGGAGGGGCAGGCACCAUGCGGAGAGCCUGUCUGGCCCAAGUUGUAACAAGUAUGAGCGCAUCAGAACACGUAGAGUCAAUACGCCAGGCAUAGACUCUUUUCGGAAAGUGAAAAUUGUUGAGAUAUAUUGGUAAUUCUCGAGGAGGGAUCAGAGAUUCACCUUUAAACAUGAGUUUAAGGGGCGCGUAAAUUUCGGUGCUCUUAUUAACCAGAUAUGCUUGCUACCGGGUAGCCUUUGUAUUUUCGCAUUCUGAAGUGGUAGGUAGUUCUCACUUUGUCCAAUACAAGAAGAUAGGUACCUCCUACUCAUUUAUCAUCACGCUACGUUAGGUCUAACGCCUUAUAUCAUACACAAUAACAACGUAGUUUAGAUACACCUCAUCUCCUUU